GCGCCUGUUCGACUCCCUUAAAAACUACAAGUCCCGGCAUGCACAAGGCGCGGUUUGUUGGAGGGUACGGGCAUGCGCUGCAGGGAGGUGGGUCGGCUCGCGGCCGAUCACACUGAUCGCCAUAACUGGGAAUCAGGGGAAGCUGGUGAAGGCGUUGGUGCCUGUUGCUGGGUGAAUCAGAAUGGGUGACAAGCCGAUCUGGGAGCAGAUAGGAUCCAGCUUUGUGCAGCAUUACUACCAAUUGUUUGACACAGACAGGACUCAACUAGGAGCAAUAUAUAUUGACGCAUCAUGCCUUACUUGGGAAGGACAGCAAUUCCAAGGAAAAGCAGCUAUUGUGGAGAAACUCUCUAGCCUUCCCUUUCAGAAGAUUGCACACAGCAUAACCGCACAAGACCACCAACCCACACCAGACAGCUGUAUAUUGAGUAUGGUAGUAGGACAACUUAAAGCUGAUGAUGACCCCAUCAUGGGAUUCCACCAGAUGUUCCUCCUGAAGAACAUCAACGAUGCCUGGGUGUGCACCAACGAUAUGUUCCGGCUUGCACUGCACAACUUCGGCUAAGGGCAGUGUGGGAGAAAGGGGGGAAGGAAACCCCCAUGUCCAUCCACGCCUCUCUUCUGAGACUAACCACCUCUACGGGUUUCCAAAUAUCAUACACAAAAAAACGCAGAAAUCCGCGACCUCUUUUACUUUGCUGAAUCGCUGCAGUCUGUGGGAAAUCCUCAACUGUUGUGCAUGAUGUUUGGAAGCUAGAUUAGCUGCAUUUGACGAUGCCAGUAUAACGCACCCCGCCUUUCUCCCCCUCUUUAUUUUUCCAGUCGUGUGUUGUUACCAGCAUGCCUUAGAGAAUAAAGUAAUACCAGGUUUUUAUUUUUUGGUUUUCAGUGUACUGACCGGUUGCUCUAGCGAUCCAAAGAACCAGUGCAUCAGCUACCUGUAGUCGACGUGAACCGUAAAUUUGACAUAAUUACAAAAGCCACGAUACACAAUAAAACCUUGACAUUUUCUUAAUAAUGGAAUUCUUUUUUUAUUUUUUAUUUGUUCCUGCGCUUGCAAUUUAACUUAUUUUUCGCAGAAUUCUGUUGAGGUUAUUUUAGCCCCCUUUCUCCCUUAGCGACAGUUAUUGAAGACUCUGGUUAGCAAGCCAUAAUAACGCCUUCAGACAAUCGACAUGCAUCCAUCCUGCAGUCACGAGCACGGACGGCUGUAUAAAACCGGGCUCAGUGACCGUUUCUGAUUGCUCUUUGCCGUGAAGCCAUAGCGGACGGAUGUUAUUUUUGAGAGAAAAAAAAGGACUCUGGUUGCAGCAGCAGUUUCUAAGGGGGAAAGCAACCCAUGUUUUUGGAAACAAUUGACAGAGUGCUAUAAUUUAUACAGUGAUUGAAUUCGUUUUCCAGUUAUUGCUUCUAUUUAUUUUCCGCUUGGUGUUAAAAGCUUAAAAAAAAAAAAAAAAAAAAAAAAAUGCUGCAUUUGUAACAGUCAACUGCUUGAUGCAGGUUAUGAAUUUGUGUUACUCACGUUUGACAGUUUUUUUUUUUUUCCCCCCCAUUUCAGAUUUUACACAAUGUUAGGUCGACCCCAUGCAGUCAGUUCUCUGCUCCUAGGUCCCACAUGUUAGGGACUGAGAUCGUGACACGUUUUUCGGUUCUCGUCACACUUUUUUUUUUUUUUUUUCCUGAUGCUGGGGUGGAAAUUUGUUGGAUUAAGGGAAGGAAGCAUGAGCCUGGAGAUACCCUAAACUGGUUCUCCAUGCGUCUUAAACCCCUAGGCUUGGUUUGUGUCUCUACAGCUCUGUGGCGGUAAAGUGCUUGCCUUUAAGAAGUUAGCAGACUGGCACCAGUUGUUAUUUCUUACAAUGGCCAUGUCUUCGUGAAGAUUUAAAUUAUUCUUAUUUUUAAUGUCGACCCAUUAUAUAAUGGAACACAGCUUUCCAUAAAGGUAGUGAUUUUUAAAAUGGACUACGCAAAGUUUCUGUUCAGAAGAUUUAGGGUGCACAUAACUCAUAUCUGGUGUGCUGCUAAAUCUCAUGUGGUUUCUCUGACUGGGUGUACUAUCAUACACGCUGUCUGACAGAGCGAUAAAGGGUUACGUUACGAACGCCAAUGCAAAUCCCCUUGGAGGUUUUAUAUUGUGUCUCUGCUUCCAUAGCUUCCCAUUCUGUAUUCAACCCUAGUAGCUUUAGGUCUUGUGUUCGUGGACAUGCUGCAGGAAUCUUCUCAAAGGCAAAGAAAUCAUUUAGAUGAGAAAGGUGUGUUUGUUAAUGGUCUGUUGCAUAAUUGUGUUGGUUUACGUUCAGCACGGUUAUUAAAAUGCUGAAAUGAA
This is a messenger RNA of Acipenser ruthenus (sterlet), 2326 nucleotides long. RefSeq names its product nuclear transport factor 2. Bases 182 to 565 code for a protein of 127 amino acids. The record is from RefSeq and is a predicted model, not a curated record. NCBI's taxonomy places the organism in Eukaryota, Metazoa, Chordata, Actinopteri, Acipenseriformes, Acipenseridae. The transcript has 5 exons. Gene Ontology annotation, biological process: protein import into nucleus. Gene Ontology annotation, cellular component: nuclear pore central transport channel.